AUGGUUUCUCGUUUUCAGCAAGAAAAUACAUAUAUUUUAAAAAACAAUAGUGAUGAAGACAAAUUCGGAAAAAAACAACUGGAUUUGCAUAUUUCGCGACUUGAGUAUUAUGCUAGAAGAAUGAUGUGUUUGUUGAUAUCUGUCUUUAUUGUUGGAUUUUUACAAUUAUGUUUACCUACAUGUCGUUAUUCUUUUGUUCCUAUUUUUUAG
Messenger RNA from Pneumocystis jirovecii RU7, 210 nucleotides. RefSeq lists its product as uncharacterized. Bases 1 to 210 code for a protein of 69 amino acids. The record is from RefSeq and is a predicted model, not a curated record. NCBI's taxonomy places the organism in Eukaryota, Fungi, Ascomycota, Pneumocystomycetes, Pneumocystales, Pneumocystaceae. The transcript is spliced from 2 exons.